This is a messenger RNA of Silurus meridionalis, 2435 nucleotides long. It is a transcript of the gene klhl41b, whose product is annotated as kelch-like family member 41b. NCBI's taxonomy places the organism in Eukaryota, Metazoa, Chordata, Actinopteri, Siluriformes, Siluridae. Gene Ontology annotation, molecular function: protein binding. The transcript is spliced from 6 exons. The record is from RefSeq and is a predicted model, not a curated record. Bases 130 to 1938 code for a protein of 602 amino acids.
AACAGAUUAAAUAACAGCCUCUUCAGGCCGGCAAGCUUUUCGCACCGCUGUCCUUUUCCGGUCAGGACGGUGUGGCAAACGGGAGUGCAGCCACCUUCUCCAGGUCUUUUGUCUUUUUAUUUCUGAAGAAUGGAUCCCAAAGCCUUGCAGGAAGAGCUGCGUUUGUUCCAGAGCACUCUGCUCCAGGACGGCUUGAAGGAGCUCUUGAACGAGAACAAGUUUGUGGACUGCACUCUGAAGGUAGGCGACCGCUGCUUCCCGUGUCACCGCCUCAUUUUGGCCGCGUGCAGCCCGUACUUCAGGGAUAUCUUCUUCUCUGAAGACGGCAAGGUCAAAGAAGACCUCAAAGAAGUGGCCUUGGACGAUGUGGACCCCAACAUCCUGGACAUGAUCGUCAAGUACCUUUACUCCGCCGAGAUUGAGCUCACCGACGGCAAUGUGCAGGAGAUUUUCGCGCUUGCGAACCGUUUCCAGAUUCCGUCUGUCUUCACCGUGUGUGUAAACUACCUCCAGAAGAAGCUCUCCCCCUCUAACUGUCUCGCCAUCUUCAGACUCGGACUCGUCCUCAAUGUACCGAGGUUGGCCGUGGCUGCCCGUGACUACAGCGCCGACCGCUUCGAGACCCUUUGCAAAGAGGAGGAGUUCCUUCAGCUGGCUCCGCAUGAGCUCUUCGCCUUGAUUGGGUCCGACGUCCUGAACGUGGAGAAAGAGGAAACAGUGUUCGAGGCCCUCAUGAAAUGGGUGCGGAGCGACAAAGAGAAACGAGCUAAGGCCCUCCUGGAUGCCUUUGAGUGUAUCCGUUUCCGUCUAAUGCCUGAAAAAUACUUCAAGGAAAAGGUGGAAACCGAUGACAUCAUCAAGGCCGAUUCUGAGCUUCAGAAGAAAAUGCAGGUCAUCCGAGAUGCCUUCAAGGGGAAACUGCCUGAGAGGAAAAAGAAGGAAAAGAAGGAAGGAGAAGAGGAGGAUGAAGAAGAGCUUCUGCCUGGUUACCUGAAUGAAAAUAAGAGGUUGGGGAUGUACGGACGCGAUCUGAUCCUCAUGCUCAAUGACACAGCGGCUGUAGCGUACGACGUCUUGGAGAAUGAGUGCUUCCUCGCCGCUAUGGCUGAGCAAGUGCCGAAAAACCAUGUGAGCAUUUGCACCAAGAGAAACGAGCUCUUCGUCGUCGGCGGCCUUUUCGUUGACGAGGACAACAAAGAGAAUCCUCUUCAGUGCUACUUCUAUCAGAUGGAUCCGUUUGCAUCUGAUUGGAUUGCACUGCCCCCUAUGCCCAGUGCUCGCUGUCUGUUUGGCUUAGGGGAAAAUGGGAAUCUGAUUUUCGCCAUUGCUGGAAAAGAUCUGCAGACCAACGAGUCUCUCGACUCUGUGAUGUGUUACGACCACGAGAAGAUGAAAUGGAGCGAGACGAAAAAACUUCCUCUGCGCAUCCACGGCCACUCAGUGGUCUCACACAACGGCAUGGUCUACUGCAUCGGGGGCAAGACAGACGACAAUAAAGCACUAAACAAGCUGUUCGUGUACAACCAUAAGCAGUCUGAAUGGAGAGAGCUCGCCGGGAUGAAGACCCCCAGGUCCAUGUUCGGAGCGGUGGUGCACAAAGGAAAAAUCAUCGUCGCAGGCGGCGUUAACGAGGAUGGACUAACUGCCACGUCUGAGAUCUACGAUCCUGCCACUAACAAAUGGGAGGCGUUCGCCGAGUUCCCGCAGGAACGCAGCUCUGUGAACCUGAUGAGCAGUGGUGGCAAUCUGUACGCCGUCGGAGGCUUCGCCAUCGUCGAGCUGGAGAACAAAGAAGUUGGACCUUCUGAGAUCACCGACGUGUGGCAAUACGAGGAGGACAAGAAGCAGUGGAGUGGCAUGUUAAGGGAAAUGCGCUACGCAUCUGGAGCCUCGUGCGUCGCCAUGCGCCUGAACGCUGCCCGGAUGCCCAAACUCUAAACCUCUUUAUUCGAAUGUCACUUCCUCUUUAAUUACCCUAUACCCCAGUGCCCAGCUCUGCAUCUUUUAUGAUUAUUGUUACUCAAGAAGAAACAGUGAACAAAAAUGUGUUUACGUAUGUCCGACUGUGGCUUUGUCUCAAAUCACAUACUCUCAUUGCGAGUGUUGUAAGGAAUUUCAGUGAAACGCGAUAUCUGGGUGAUGUUUGAGAACCACAGAGAGGUCAUGCUUUCUCACGUGAUCUUAGAGAUAUUAGUGUGCAUGAGUCGUUCCUGCUUUAUAAACCUCCAUAGUGGAUCUUCUGAGAGACUAUAGUACACGAUUUGAGACAGAGCCCCUGCCUGAAUUCAGGACAUUCAGCUUUAUAAUACUUCAUUACUUCAUUCAGAUCAUAAGUGUGUAUGUUUUAAAUAAUACAAAUGUAACUAACAGAUAUGAUCAGGCUCUACAAAUCGUUCUCUUUUUUUUCUAACACAAUUAAACAUUUUUUAAACUCA